AUGGCCCUCAGAAACCAAUUCAUGAGAGCCUACCCACUACGCUCAUACUCAUCUUCCUGCCGACGUCAACGCCAUGUCCCCUUCACAAUCUUCCGAGACGUUGCUGGCUUGCGCGAAGUCCGUCGACCGAUGUUCCAGCCACCGAAUAAAGUCGGCUUCGUACCGACUAUGGGCGCUCUCCACGAGGGGCAUCUAUCGCUCGUCCGUCAUGCAUUGAACGAGAACAACCACGUCUUCGUAUCCAUAUUUGUGAACCCGACACAAUUCGGCGUCAACGAAGACUUGGACUCAUAUCCCAAGACGUGGGCCAGUGAUCUUGAGAAGCUCAAAACAUUGCAGGACGAGCAUUUGCAGUCCAACACUGGAGGCAGAGACAGCCGCAUUCAAGGCAUAUUUGCUCCUUCUGUAAAGACAAUGUACCCAGUGCUGCCACCGAGCUCCGAGAUCGACGGCGACGGAUCAUUCGUGACUAUUACGCCUCUGUCAAAUUGGCUGGAAGGUGCUUCGAGGCCGGUCUUCUUUCGUGGAGUUGCAACUGUCUGCAUGAAGCUCUUCAACAUUGUUCAGCCAGAUCGAGUUUAUUUUGGGCAAAAAGACGUCCAGCAGUCUGUUCUAAUCCGACGUAUGGUCAAAGACUUCCAUAUUCCUACCCAAGUUCGUGUUAUUGAGACGAGCAGGGAGUCUGAUGGGUUGGCAAUGAGCAGUCGCAACGUCUAUCUUGGAGAAAGAAGACGCGCGGACGUGGCAAUACUUUCGAAGGCGUUGUUUGCGGCUCGAAGUACGUAUGAUUCUGGUGAAACAUCGGCUCAAGCGAUUCGUCAAGCAGCCUGGCGAGUGUUUGACGAGCUGAGACAUGCUGGUCAAUGGCAAGCCAACAGUUGCAAAUUGGAGGUCGACUACAUCGCCCUGAGCGGACCGGACGACAUGGCGACGUUUGACGACGCGGCACAUGUUGACCCAAAGGAGGGUGCCAUUCUGAGCGCGGCAAUGAAAGUGUUCCCAGUCGAUCAUCCCGCCAAUGAUGAAGAGCGUGGCCAGAUUAGUGUUCGACUGAUUGACAAUGUGUUGUUGUCUGCAAAAUGA
Molecule: messenger RNA, 1083 nt
Organism: Cyphellophora attinorum
Lineage: Eukaryota; Fungi; Ascomycota; Eurotiomycetes; Chaetothyriales; Cyphellophoraceae
Product: Pantothenate synthetase
Exons: 1
Coding region: 1-1083 (360 amino acids)
Biological process (GO): pantothenate biosynthetic process
Molecular function (GO): pantoate-beta-alanine ligase activity
Source: RefSeq, a predicted model, not a curated record